Messenger RNA from Pseudocercospora fijiensis CIRAD86, 1674 nucleotides. RefSeq lists its product as uncharacterized. Gene Ontology annotation, cellular component: NatC complex. The record is from RefSeq and is a predicted model, not a curated record. Lineage: Eukaryota; Fungi; Ascomycota; Dothideomycetes; Mycosphaerellales; Mycosphaerellaceae. Gene Ontology annotation, biological process: N-terminal peptidyl-methionine acetylation. The annotation marks the transcript as partial. The transcript has 4 exons.
AGAAUUCUAGACAUCACAGACCAGUUUUUCAAAGCAAGCGAACGACUCAGACCUGGAGAGCUCAUCAAGGAUGAGGAUUUCACACUGUUCGAAUCGGUCGGCGCGCUUGAGAUUAUGGACGAUAAGAUGGACAGUGGCCAUGUGCCACCCGGCGAUACAUUUGAGGCAGAUUUUGAUCCAUCCCAAGACCUCCCACCGGAACAAGUCAUCUGGAUCAUGGAUGAGCUUUUGAGACUAGAGAUGCUUUUCCAAGCAGGAUACCCCCUUUCCCAGAACGUGUUCACGUCUCUGCACAUUUUCCGCUUGAUAGAUCCGGAGAACAGGUGCGUCACGACAAAUGUAAAACCAUAUCCUUUCGACUUCGUCCCCAAUGGUGGGCAUAAACAACCUCUGGUACAUAAAGUACUUCACGCAUACUGCAUCGCUGUUCUAAAGACUUGCGACCUUGCCUUGAGAUGUAUUCAGAGCCAGAUCUACUUUGAGGAAGAGGACUUUGUCACCUCUCUUUUUGGACGCGACCUUUGCAUACAGUUGGGACCACAAGAAGCCUUGACUUUACUCAUGGAUGCGAUAACAUGGCUCGAAGAAUCUGCUCUAAACCGCAGCUUGGUCGAGCAAAUAAAUCUUCGCUUGUCAAUACGGAAAGAGAUGUUGUUCUGCUUCGACGAACCUCUACCUCUUGCUCAGGACUACUGGGCACGGCUCAGGGCCGAACUUGUGGACCUCAUGCUGCUACCUCAGUCAAGCGAAGAAUGUUACGAGGCAUUCUCAGACAAGGUCCAGCGACAAUUGGCCACGAGUACUCCUCCUCGGCCGAUGCCAAAACUAGCUCUGAAAGAUGCUCUUACGCAGUGGCGUCAAAUGUGUGACGAUGUCAUUGCAGCGCAGCAACUUAGCUGUAGCGACUUUGUGAGACAUCCCAUCAGUCUCCUGAGAUCGACUUGGAGCUUCGGCUAUCGGCUGCCUGAACCUGUCACACUGGCGCGAGCCAAGAUGCAGGAGAGCUUGAUCUGGGAAGAAGGGGGUGACCAUGACGGUGGUGCCACGGAGCUUCUGCUUGCAGACAUACGCGAGAAAGUGCUCCCUGGGGACUGGAUUGCUGAGAGAGACUCAUUUACUAUAGAGAUGCCAACGGAUAAGCGGCACAAAACAUCAAGGAUUUUUUUGGACUUCAUGUCGCAGGCCUUGGGUGACUACAUUAACCUUUAUCGAAUGGUCUGUCAGAACCGAUCACGGAUGAGACGGAUGCUCACUCAGGCUACGAUCCUGUGGGACGAAUUGGAAGGGAAAGCCAGAGAAUUCGACGAAGAGCUCAAUUUCAUAGCAGCACGCUCCUUCCGAUGUGGUAAUGCAACCUUUGGGCCGCUCACCCUAUGGACCAAGCUUCAGAAGCUCCAAAUCUGCGAGUGGACCGUUCAGACAGGAUUCGAAACCGAUCUCUUUCAACCUGAUGAGCUCGGAAUCAUGUACGAACUGCUAGGGUGGUUUGCGGAGAGGCGGAGAAUGCACCUCGAGGCAAUACAGUAUCAGCUCCAUGCUUUGUCUUUGCUAUACAAGUACUUGCAAUGUUGCGGGCUGAUCGAUCGACGCCAUCAUAAGAAUUACUUCAAGGUCGAGGAGCAAUACGAGGCGAGAAUGAAGCCGUUCCUGGGCAUGCAGACCGAUGUGAUACCG